Molecule: messenger RNA, 792 nt
Organism: Sphenostylis stenocarpa
Lineage: Eukaryota; Viridiplantae; Streptophyta; Magnoliopsida; Fabales; Fabaceae
Source: the annotation of a GenBank genome assembly
AUGGUACCUUCAAUUCUUCAUGGUGAAUCCAGGGUUGAUAAAACAACUAACCCUUCUUACAACUUGAUACCCAUUUCCCAAGACGAUGAGGACCAUGAGAUAUCAUAUAAUUGUGACGAGUUUUGUGGAACACCUUGGCGAAUUGCUAGAACCAUCUUGGGUUUGAUUUCGAUUGUUGUUUUCUUGGCAACUAUUUUCGCAAAUGAAUAUAGUGACACCCCAAUGACACAUACAACCCCACCAAGAUUUUUCCUUCAUUCUUUUUGUGUUGACAAGUUCAAUAUCUCCCAAGGGGAGUUAUCAGCCACAUGGAACGUGGACCUAAACAUCUCCAAUGGGGCAAACUCGUCGUUCAUAAACUUUCUCAACUUGAAGGCCUUUAUGGUGUUCAAGGAAGACAUAGCUCUAGCAGUUAGUACCCCAAUUCAAACAGAAGAUUUAUUAGAUAUACGUGGGGUUUUCUUCAUGGAUAAGAAUGAGAACAAGACCUUGCAUUUGAGUUUUAACACCACGGGGUGGGAGAGGGAUCAACCCGUGGUGGAUGAUGAUGUGAUUCAAGAGAUUGAUCGAGAGAUGAUAACGGGUGUUAUGAGCUUUGGAUUGAGGAUAGAAGUUGAAGCAGAAAUCGAAUUCAAUAUGAUGAACUUGCCCGUGUUCAUGCAACCUUAUUGUCCCAAUUUAGAAGUUGAUUUUGCACCUUUGCGACGAGGUGAGGCAGCAACGUUGGUCGCUAUUGACGAGGUCAGAGAGUGCUUUGACAAUGUGGAUCAAUGGAACAUUGUAGGGUAUUAA